ACUCACGCGGACAACGUUGUCAAGCGCAGACCGUCGACAGGAAUCCGCUCGCCGUUCUCGACGACCACCACGCUUAGAAGCUCGCUGCAGCGGACAGCGAUGGACGAUGACCAACGGCAAGACAAUUGGGCAGCUGAGCGCAAGAACCGGCUGCCCACCUUCACCGAAGUUCUUGCUCGACGAACUAGACCGCCAGUAGACUUGUUCAUGUUCUAUUUAUUCCUACAACGAGAAGGGGCGGAAGAUAUUCUCGACUUUUGGCUGGACGUGCAACAGCAUGAGAAUCUCUGUCGCGCGUACUUCAAAGACGUUCGAAAGUCAGGUCGUACUAUCCGGGACGACUGGCCCGAGUAUUGGGACUAUGCUCGAAGACGUGGUUCAAUAUACGGCACCGUCGUGGGUCUCAAUCCUCAUAGUGGUACGAAACGCAGCACAGCAAGCACGACUGAUGUUCUCUCUGAACAUGAUCGAACCAACCUCGCUGCCGCUGGUUUAGACGAGAAGGCUGUGCGUAGCCCAAGUCCUCGCCUCCCUUCGACGUCCCCAGGUACCGCAGUUGCAACUGAGCCCCCGCGUUCCACCACCCCCUUCUCCCUGUCAGGCCGGACACCCACUCUUUUCAACCACCGACGCGCCUCACGUGCACCUACCAUCAUCCCACGUACAUCUGCGAUUUCUCGACAGGACCUUAUAGCCUCUGCUGAGCGGAUUUACUUUCGAUAUCUCUCGCCAGCUGGAAACACUGUUGGUUCAAAUGAGAACCACGAGAUAUACCUUCCCCCUUCCCUCCGCAUUCAUUCUUUCCCUCUCAAUAGCAGUCAAGAGCCAAAGACCGUCAAUGAUAUGAGCAUCAUGGCACAGAUCCCAGAUAUGUUCCACGCGCAGAAGGAGUACUGCUUCCGUGCCAUGGAACAGGACGCUUUCCCGCGAUUCCUGAGAUCAAAAGCAUUCGGCAACCUGACUCCAGUGUCAGCGCUCGUGCGUCUUAUUCUAGGGCUGAUCAUCCUAUGGAUUGGGUUGGCUGUCGGUUUCUCCUUGAUCUUCCUUGACGUACACCCUAAAUCUAAGCGCUUCUUCCUGUUCAUUCCAUUUUCUAUCGCCAUCCUCUUCCUCAUUUCCCAUCAGUACGAACUUGAUCCCAUCCUCAUCUUUUUCAUGCAAUCCGAAUCUACACCCUUCCGCACUCUUCGAAUACGUGAACCCUACGUCAAGAAACUUCUUAUCGGUCGCGCAGUAUGGGUCAGCCUACUCGUCGCAGCACAUUUCAUUCACGAUGUAUUCACGAACUGUGGUUGGGGGUUGUAGGUUGUAGGAUUUUCUUCUGAAGUCGACGUCUUUUGUUGCCACUGUUUGAUAUACCAUCUUCUCGUCGGGUUGCUAUUUGCAUUCUGUUACUUUCUAUUCUUCUAUUCCACCUAUUGUAUACCCUCAUUAUCCUUAAGGUCGUGUCGUUCCUUUACCCCUUCUUUCCCGCAGUUCCGGAUAUAUUCUGAUUUAUGCGUAAUGGAAUUUAUGUAUCCAGCUGGACAAUGUUUAGUGAAGUCACGUCUUUUGGGGAAGCAUACCUUGUGAAUAAACGAUUGACACACGAGUGCUACUUACAUCCAGCCGUAAACUCGUUUGUCAAUUUAUGUUCAAUGGUUCAAUAUCGAUGGCCGAAAGCAAGGCCGAAAGUCU
This is a messenger RNA of Somion occarium, 1677 nucleotides long. The record is from the annotation of a GenBank genome assembly. NCBI's taxonomy places the organism in Eukaryota, Fungi, Basidiomycota, Agaricomycetes, Polyporales, Cerrenaceae.